CUUCCUCUCUACUCGUUGACUGGGUUCGUCGCGUGCAGGCAGAGAUUUCACUCCGCAACACGUCGUCGUCGUCGCCUCCACCAACUCCACCCGAAAACUCUGACAACAACAACCCCACUCAACCUCAGCACCUCUCGGCGUCGACGGUCCCCAUGUCCCUCAUCCGCCCGUUUGAGGCGACCGACAUCCUCCGCUUCCACGCCGUCAACGCCGACCCGUGGACCGCGACCUACCACAACGGGUACUAUGCGAGCUAUGUCGCGCAGUGGCCUGAUCUGUGUUACAGCGUGGAAGGGGCGUUUGACGACGAGGUGCGGGCGUACAUGAUCGCAAAGGACGAGCCGGCCCCCCCAGACCCACAGCACCACGGGCACCUGACCGCGCUGUCCAUCUCGCCGCCGUACCGUGGCCUCGGGCUGGCGCGCGUGUUCAUGGCGAUGCUGGAACGGCUGAGCUCGGACGGGAGCGCCGGGUGGCCGCGGUUACCACCACCACCAUCGCCAGCAAACGGCGACGGUGACGGCGAGCACCCACCGCCCGACGCGACCGACUGCGUCGACGCGUUCUUCGUCGACCUCUUCGUGCGGUGCAACAACCACCGCGCGAUUGACAUGUACGAGAAGCUCGGGUACAGCGUGUACCGGCGAGUUGUGGACUACUACAACGGCAUGGAGGGCGUCGGGAGCACACGCGACGAGCUCGACGGGUUCGACAUGCGCAAGUCGAUGCCCAAGGACAAGGACGGGUCGUACGUCCGCGCCAACGGGCGCGAGACGCUCGUCUCCCCAGAAGAGGUGUGGGCAUAGGCCUGCGGCAGAGAGGGGAAAACAACAUACAGCCGCUCGCAUAGACAUCGGGUACAACAGCGCGAGUAGCCGCGCACAUGCAUUGCAUUGCAUUGAGAAGGAAGGAA
This is a messenger RNA of Vanrija pseudolonga, 913 nucleotides long. RefSeq names its product N-terminal acetyltransferase B complex catalytic subunit naa20 (gene naa20). The transcript is spliced from 4 exons. The coding region runs from base 153 to 806 and encodes 217 amino acids. Gene Ontology annotation, molecular function: protein-N-terminal amino-acid acetyltransferase activity. Gene Ontology annotation, cellular component: NatB complex. Gene Ontology annotation, biological process: N-terminal peptidyl-methionine acetylation. Lineage: Eukaryota; Fungi; Basidiomycota; Tremellomycetes; Trichosporonales; Trichosporonaceae. The record is from RefSeq and is a predicted model, not a curated record.